AUGGUUCCCUUCCUGGACUACACAAGGCAUCGAAGGGAUUGCCAAUUCAAGCAACAACAACGCGCCGACAGGAUUGCCUCUCUAUCAUCUUAUCAUGGGCCUCUUACCGAUUCAGACCGUGAGACGGUCAACAAGCCCAUAGAGAGACUCGUUGCCGGAGUCCACAAUGGUAUCAUGCAGCCCCUAGACAUCCUACGGACAUACGGAAAAGUCGCUCUUAGGGCACAUGAGAAGACCAACUGUCUUACCGAAGUCCUGCUUCCCGAUGCUGAGGGAUGGGUUCAGGACGGCUCAUCAAUCAACCUGAAGGGACCGCUUGCAGGCAUUCCCGUGUCUCUCAAGGACACCAUUGUCGUCGGCGGCUAUGAUGCUACCGUUGGGUACUCGUCAUUUGCUGGCAACGCGAAGCAGAAAGAUGGCGCACUCGUGAGGCUUCUCAAGGAUGCCGGCGCGGUGCCUUAUGUCAAGACCAACAUCCCCAUCUCCUUGCUGAGCUUUGAAUCGACCAACGACGUCUGGGGCCGGAGCACGAAUCCUCACAAUCCCAAGUACUCGCCUGGCGGAUCCACCGGCGGCGAGUCGGCGCUCCUGGCCCUUGGCGGGAGGAUCGGCAUUGGCUCAGAUGUGGCAGGUAGUGUGCGAGCGCCUGCGCACUUCGCGGGGUGUUAUUCUCUGCGUUGUUCUACAGGGAGGUGGCCCAAAUCUGGCGUUUUCACCAGCAUGCCUGGCCAAGAAGGCGUGCCGAGUGUGUUCAGUCCUAUGGCGAGGACUUUAGAUGACCUGACCUACUUCACACGCGCGAUCAUUGGGAUGAAACCAUGGGCAUACGACUAUUCUGUACAUCCGCUCGAGUGGCGGUCCCAAGUUGAGGAGCAGUACUCGGAGAAGAAGAGGCUGAGAAUCGGUAUGCUCCGAACGGACGGCGUGGUCGACCCCAGUCCCGCAUGUACCAGGGCCCUGAAUAUCGCCGAACAGGCUCUCGCAAGGGAGGGGCAUGAGAUUGUGGAGAUCAACCCUCCAGACAUGUACUAUGCCCUCAAGCUGGGAUCGGCGCUUUUGAAUGCAGACGGCUGCAGAACUUUCAAGUCUUUCAUGAGGAGUGGUGAGUGGGAGGACGAAGGCGCAAACCAAAUGAGCUGGUACAUGAGCCUGCCGCGCCCCUUUAAAUGGGUGUACUACCUAUGGGUCCAGUACAUCCGCCGCGACCACAUCUGGGCGGGGCUGUUGAGGGACUGGCACGCCAAGACAGCCGAGCAGAACUGGAAGCUGGUCGCUCAGAGAGAGUCGUACAGAGCUGAGUGGUUCGAAUGGUGGAACCAGGCUGAUAUCGACUUCAUCCUGUCUCCGCCAAAUGCUACACCGGCCGUUCCCCACGACGGAAUGAAGGAUGCGGUCAGCAGUUGCGGAUAUACAUUCCUAUGGAAUAUUCUUGAUUACACGGCUGGUAUCGUACCUAUCACUCACGUUGAUAAGACAUUGGAUGGCCUUCCAGCUGGCUUCAACAUCAAGAAAUUGAACGGUGUUGCGCAGGGUGCGUACAAACUGUACGACGCGCAAGCCAUGCAUGGACUGCCCGUCGGCGUGCAGGUGGUUGGCCGGAGAUUAGAGGAGGAAAAGGUUUUGGCAGCCAUGAAGAGACUUGAGGAUGCGCUGGGCGACGAUAAGUACGAUCUGCUCGCUAUCGACUAG
Diaporthe citri is the source of this 1689-nucleotide messenger RNA. RefSeq lists its product as uncharacterized. NCBI's taxonomy places the organism in Eukaryota, Fungi, Ascomycota, Sordariomycetes, Diaporthales, Diaporthaceae. The record is from RefSeq and is a predicted model, not a curated record. The coding region runs from base 1 to 1689 and encodes 562 amino acids. The transcript is spliced from 3 exons.